Molecule: messenger RNA, 291 nt
Organism: Ambispora leptoticha
Lineage: Eukaryota; Fungi; Glomeromycota; Glomeromycetes; Archaeosporales; Ambisporaceae
Source: the annotation of a GenBank genome assembly
AUGAAAUUCUUAUCAAUCCUAACCAUUUUUUUAAUAUUUAUCAUUGCUGCUCAUGCAAUUCCUGUGCAACAUCUCACUAAAAGUAAAUUCGGACCCGAAGUAACAUCCUUGGGGGUGCGCUUUAAGGAUCUCUACCAGACAUUUACCAAUCAAGUGAAAAAGGUCGAUAAGAAAUUUGACUUUGAAAUCGCAAAAUUUAAUAAGGUGAUACCGGAAGCCGCAAAGAAAGAUAAUACCGACAAAAAGAGCGUAGAAUGGCUGUUGACCUGGAAUUCUAAAUAUGAGAGACUU